Messenger RNA from Salvia hispanica, 1804 nucleotides. Lineage: Eukaryota; Viridiplantae; Streptophyta; Magnoliopsida; Lamiales; Lamiaceae. The record is from RefSeq and is a predicted model, not a curated record.
AAGAUGAAACUAAAAAAGGUUGUCUCUUUCAAAUCAUAAAGAAUGCAUUGAAGAAUAAGAAGGAAUUCAGGGAACUCCAUAAAUUGAAGCAUACAACACCUAUUUUUGCAGAAAAAGUUUGAUCAGUAUCAAAUGGAAGGCGGCAUCCAUGAAAAUCUGCUAGAACACGAGGCGAAGUCGUCGGUUUUGAAGAAUAAGAUAUGGAAUGAGACCAAAAAACUGUGGGUUGUUGCAGGUCCAGCUAUCUUAAUACCAUUCUCAACAUUUGGAAUCCAUGUAAUCAGCCAAGCUUUCAUAGGCCACUUCAGCUCCAUGCAGCUCGCUGCAUACGCCCUUGUAUUCACUGUCAUCUUCCGAGUUGUCCUUGGUGUGCAGCUUGGCAUGGUAAACGGGGUUGGAACGCUGUGUGGGCAAGCGUUUGGCGCCAAACAGUAUCACAAGCUAGGCGUGUAUCUUCAGCAAUCAUGCAUCAUAUUGCUCGUUGCCUCAGCCCUCUUGACGCCAAUGUUUAUAUUUGCUGCCCCGAUUUUGAAAGCAUUAGGCCAGGAUCACCAGAUUGCUGAUGUGGCAGGGGAUUUUGCUCUGUGGUUCGUUGCUGUCUCGUUCUUGUACGCUGUGCUGUAUAGCUGCAACUCGUUCCUGCAGUCGCAGAGCAAGAACUUUAUUCUCUCGUUCUUUGCAGUGCUGUCGUUGCUAGCACACGUCUUCUUCUCGUGGCUUUUGUCUGUGAAGUUGGGGUUCGGUGUUACUGGUGUGAUGGUGUCUACUGUUUUGUCGUAUGUGAUACCGAAUGUGGGCCAGAUCGUGUACAUCACGGGCGGUGGUUGUAGAGAGACGUGGAAGGGGUUCACGGCCUUGGCAUUCGAGGAUCUUGGACGUACAAUCAAGCUUUCUGUAUCAUCUGGUGUGAUGAUCUGCCUAGAGUUCUGCUACAACACUGUGCUAAUUCUUCUGGCUGGAAACAUGGGUAAUGCAGAGGUCACAAUUGAUGCUCUUUCUAUCUGUCUUAACAUCAGUGGAUGGGCAUUGAUGGUAGCCUUUGGGUUCAUGGCAGCAGCGAGUGUUCGUGUGUCAAACGAGCUGGGAAGGAGGGAUGCCAAGGCAGUGAAGUUCUCGAUUUUGAUGGCAGUUGGGACAUCAUUCAGCAUUGGGCUAGUGUUGUUUGUGUGUUUCUUGGUGUAUGGGGAGAAUGCAGCCUACGCGUUCACCAAUAGUGAGGAAGUGGCUGGGGCGGUUGCUCGUCUGUCUCCUCUGCUCGCAUUUUCUCUGCUGCUGAACAGCGUUCAGCCGGUUCUCUCAGGUGUGGCUAAUGGAGCUGGGCAACAAGGCAUUGUGGCAUAUGUGAACCUGGCUUCAUAUUACUUGAUUGGUUUGCCUCUGGGAGUCAUUCUUGGCUAUGUCUUGAAGCUGCAAGUUGUGGGUGUGUGGGUAGGGAUAAUAAUGGGAACUGCUGUCCAAACUGCUACACUUGUUUGGAUGACUUGCAUCACAGAUUGGGAUAAACAGGUAUCAGUUGCUCAGAAACGGAUCACCCCCAUAUCUCGGCAAAACGAAACUUCGUCACCGUGAUAGGAACUAGCCAAGGCCCGCUUGUGUGAUCAUUACCGUUCCACCAAUAGAUAAGGAAUUAGACUUGCCCAAUGAUUUGGAACACGAAAAAAAAUCGAUGGCGAUUGUAGUAAAUAAGAAAAUUUCCCCCAAUGUAUGUGUCUAAGUUUUGCUCUACAAUUCAACUGAUGGUAUACUAUCCAAUUACUUCUCUAUUUAGUUUGAUAUAAGGUAAGAACGUGAUAUUUUUAGUUAA